AGGUUUGACAGCUUGAACACUUGAGCUUGAGUGAGGGAAUAUAAAUAACCAAAAAACCAACUGAGAGAAAUCUAUUAUCUUCCCUUGACUUGGGUAUGAGAGAAACUGGUGCUUCCAACAAGUUGUCAGAAUCUGGGCACGAUGAGAGUGUAAGCCUGUUUGACUCCACCAACCAACAGACCUUCACAUUCAAGUGGAGAGAACUCCGUCUGACACCAGAGGAUACCAACGACUUCCCCCGCUGUCGCAGCAAACAUGGCGCCUGUAGACUGGGGGACUACGUGUAUAUGUUCGGGGGCAAAGAUGUGGUUGUGUCCCUAAAAGACUUGUGGCGAUAUAGCCUGGAGAAGAACAAAUGGGAGAGUGUCAGCUACAGUGGGGAAAAGCUACCCCACCUGGAGACCUUCUCAAUGCUGCCCCACAGGAGGCUGAUCUACAUAUUUGGAGGCGAGUUUAGCCUGAGUCAAGAUGAAACUCCACUCUGGGUCUACAACACAGAUCUGCAGUACAUUCGUAAGAUUACCACGCAGACGGGACAGCCACACCCAUCUGGAAGGCGGGACCAUUCCGCUGUCAUCUAUGAAGAUGCCAUGUAUAUUUAUGGGGGCUUUACUGACGUCACUGGAUCUUCCAAUGAACUCUGGAAGUUUAGCUGUGAGAGUGAGGAGUGGCAGCUGGUGUUGUCAGUCCCUGGGGGAGAGGAUGGCCCUGGGGCACGGCACGGCCACACCGCGGUGGUCUACGACAAGUCUAUGUGGGUGUAUGGCGGAAUGACUGACCUGACUCACAAACCUGAGCUCUGGACAUACAGCUUCAAACAGCAGAAAUGGACACGGAUCCGAACCAGAGUGAACCCUCCAGCUUUGAUUGGACACACAGCUGAUGCGGUUGGUGACAGCAUGUUUGUACUAGGGGGAGAAAACUGUGGCCAACCUCAGAGUGCAAUGUGGCGAUUUCACUUUGAGUCUCAAAACUGGGAGAGAGUGGAUUUUCCGACAGGAGUGCUCAGUUCCCGGACACGACACUGUACUGCUCUCAUCCUGCCUCCUCGUCUGGCAGACAGCGAGAAGGAAACCACCCGCUCUGUGUCUCUGCCAGCGCUCCAGAGACGAUCGCGUCAAAGCACUGGGGUACCCGAGCGCCCGCGCACCAGUCCUGCAGGGUGUAGCCGUCCUCUGCAGUCCAGCAACACGAUCGUCUUUAACAACAAAGUCUACCCAAAUGAUUCCUCAUCUGCCUCCUCCAGCCUUUCGUCAACCCCAAAUGAUGUCAAAGCUGUCCGGGAAUUAGGCAAGGGCUGCAAUGGCUCCUCUGACAGGUCUGAAGGUAUUGAGCUGUCCAUAUUUUUCUCCGAGAGGGGUUUUAUGGACACCAAUGACAAGGAGGCUCUUCUGUCAACUGUACACACGCUUUGUGAUAAUCAUGCAGAGGCAGACAACCCAGCCUAUAUGGCCAGCCCAGGUGUUACGGGUAACUUCAAAGUGUUUGACAGUUCUGUUGUUGAUAAGGUGACACCUGGAACUCCUGUCGUCCCCCUAGGUCAUCUGGUGGACGUUAGCAUUCCGACAGACUAUAGCCCGGUUAAUGCACGAAAUAAACUUCAGCUGUCUGCGAAAACACAGCACCAACAUUCCGAGGCCGUUGUUAAGCGUAAAUCUUUUCCUACCGACGACAUUGUCUUGGAGGAUCUGGAACAAGGUGCGACGUUGUCAGAGCUGUUUGAGCAGGAUGAGUUGUUUUUGUGUAGUUCAAAACUUUCACAUUCUGCCACUAUCUCUGGUCAAAUAUCAAAUGCAUGCCAGGCUGUCUCUGGAAAACUGAGGCAAAUGUCAGGUGCACAACAGCCUGCAUAUGUAAAACUGGAAAAGCCUGUUGCAGAAAAACUCUCACAGCCUUCUGCUGAGACAAAAACAGCAAACAAACAAGGCAGAAAAGAUGACUGUCUAACUGAAAGAGCAAUGCCAGUCUGGAAAUCCAGGGCCAAUAACUCUGAGCAAACCACCUCGUUCUCUCCAGUGUGUGCUGAGACGCGGCAGAGGUCACAUGACAACCCAGUCCAGAGGACAGCCUCAGAUGCUUGUCAGAAGUCGUCUAAGCGUGCGCCUAGCUACGUGCUUCAGGACACAGCCUGCAUCUACGUGUUUGGGGGCAGGGAAGGCAAUAGAAGAGAACUGGGUAAGACACCUGUGUCUGUCUUCAGGUGUGAGAUUCCCUUAACGAGCUGAUACUGCCCUGUUUUUUUUUUUGUAAGAAAUACUAGAAUAUGUAUAUACUAGACCUACACGUAAACUGUAGCAAUUUUCAACUGAUACAUUUUGUUUGAUUCUGAUUGGUUCAUCCCCCUUAUAUGUGUAGUGUCGCUGAAGAUUUUUUUAUGAAUUAGUCUGUUAUCAGAAAAGAUUUCUGUGAGUGCCCAAAGCCUUUGUGUACAUCGAAAGCGGAUUUGUACGAACCUCACUUUAGGUGAAAUAAAGUAUGUGUCUGUCAUGUUGGAUUUCUGUAGUCGUGCGUUACAGUACUAUUUAAGUGUGAACGGGGAGAUUUUUUUGGCUAGUUUUAUUUCCACUGACUCUAUUUUAGUACAUUGCUAUUUUUCUGUUUUAUCAUGAUGAUCAAAAGUACAUGUAUCUGGGAAUA
This is a messenger RNA of Liolophura sinensis, 2637 nucleotides long. RefSeq lists its product as uncharacterized. Gene Ontology annotation, cellular component: Golgi apparatus. Bases 96 to 2225 code for a protein of 709 amino acids. Lineage: Eukaryota; Metazoa; Mollusca; Polyplacophora; Chitonida; Chitonidae. The record is from RefSeq and is a predicted model, not a curated record. Gene Ontology annotation, molecular function: protein binding. The transcript is spliced from 10 exons.